Messenger RNA from Amphimedon queenslandica, 1034 nucleotides. RefSeq lists its product as uncharacterized. The record is from RefSeq and is a predicted model, not a curated record. The coding region runs from base 38 to 1000 and encodes 320 amino acids. NCBI's taxonomy places the organism in Eukaryota, Metazoa, Porifera, Demospongiae, Haplosclerida, Niphatidae. The transcript is spliced from 4 exons.
UGUAGGGUGGGCCUGGCCGGAUUCGAGAAUCUUAAAGAUGUCGGCCCUUUGUGAUGAGAAGCUCAGGGAUGCAUUUAUACAACUAGUGAGAGAUGACGUUACAGCUCAGAGGAAAGAAAAUGGCCAAGCUUUUUUUGUUGAUGUAGAAGUUUAUGACAUUUGCUAUCCAUCCUCUGUGAAGGAAGCUGCCGAUGAUUCCUCUCUCUCCAAGUUCUUACUUCGUUAUCAUCCUCCUCCAAUAAUGUCUCCCUCUGUAUUGAAACAUUAUUUUGAUUCUAAAGAUUCACGUGCAAGUAAAUUAGUAACUCUGCUCAGUAUUGGAGGGGAAUAUGGUUAUCAUCUUUUGUACAUGGCAUUGAGAGAGGAUGGUAAAAAGAUAGCUGUUGAAGAAUUGGAAAAAACAGCAAGAAGUCUUCAUAAGAAGCCUCCUGACAGUUUGUUUGGCCAUGAAUCAUCUCUUCAGCAUCCAGAGCCUGUUAAUACGUUAGACGCUACAGUGCAUUCAUCUUCAUCUACGAAGCGAGUGACAGAGCCACUUGGUGAAGAUGUAUCUAUUAUGCAAAAAUAUCAACAAAAUGUAUCAAAGUCACUUGAUUAUAUGCCUCAGGAUCUUCCUCAUCGACCUGAUUGUAAUUGUACUGGUCAUGGUUGCUUCCAAAGAGGGCUCUCUAUUCCUGACAAUUCAAGUCUGUACAAAGAUCCAGUCAUUUCUAAACAAGAAAUGCUCUCUAAGGAAAGUAUGGGGUUUGAUGUUCCUAGCUCUGAAACUACGUUAAUUACGAGUGAACCAAGCUCUCACGAGUCAUCAAAUACUGCACUUUGUGUUGAUACUGAGACAUCAGAGCUUUCUCAGGCAGCGCUAGGAGACAAUGUUAUCCAAUCAAGUGCAGGUGCUUACCAAUAUCAAACUUUAGCACAUACAACAGAACCAUCUAUAGAACCUAAAAACAUCCCUGAUACAUCCAAUUCUCACCAUUUUAGUCAAUAUCAAAAUAAUUGAAUAUUAUUGCUAUCAUUAUUAUUAUUGUCAUUAU